AUGGGUAUCUCUCGUGACUCCCGGCACAAGCGUGCCGCUACCGGUGCCAAGCGAGCGUCCGCUUGGAAGAAGAGAGCCUUCGAGGCGGGCCGCCAGCCUGCGAACACCCGUAUCGGUGCCAAGCGCAUCCACACCGUCCGCACCCGCGGUGGCAACCACAAGUACCGUGCCCUUCGUCUCGACUCGGGUAACUUUACCUGGGCCUCUGAGGGCUGCACCCGCAAGACUCGUGUCAUCGUUGUGGUUUACCACCCGUCGAGCAACGAGUUCUUCCGUACCAACACCCUGACCAAGUCGGCCAUCAUCCAGAUCGACGCUGCGCCCUUCCGUCAGUGGUACGAGGCUCACUACGGCCAGCCGCUCGGCCGUCGUCGCCAGCAGAAGCAGGGUCAGGCCCUCGAGGAGGUCAAGAAGAGCAAGUCGGUCGAGAAGAAGCAGGCCGCUCGCUUCGCCACUGCCGGCAAGGUCGACAACGCCCUCGAGAAGCAGUUCGAGGCCGGUCGUCUGUACGCCGUCAUCUCUAGCCGUCCCGGCCAGUCCGGCCGCGCCGAUGGCUACAUCCUGGAGGGCGAGGAACUCGCCUUCUACCAGCGCAAGCUCCACAAAUAA
Molecule: messenger RNA, 609 nt
Organism: Dichotomopilus funicola
Lineage: Eukaryota; Fungi; Ascomycota; Sordariomycetes; Sordariales; Chaetomiaceae
Product: ribosomal protein S8e/ribosomal biogenesis NSA2
Exons: 4
Coding region: 1-609 (202 amino acids)
Biological process (GO): maturation of SSU-rRNA from tricistronic rRNA transcript (SSU-rRNA, 5.8S rRNA, LSU-rRNA); translation
Cellular component (GO): cytosolic small ribosomal subunit; ribosome
Molecular function (GO): structural constituent of ribosome
Source: RefSeq, a predicted model, not a curated record